This is a messenger RNA of Nothobranchius furzeri (turquoise killifish), 8779 nucleotides long. Its product is annotated as protein unc-13 homolog A. The record is from RefSeq and is a predicted model, not a curated record. Gene Ontology annotation, biological process: synaptic vesicle priming; presynaptic dense core vesicle exocytosis; synaptic transmission, glutamatergic. NCBI's taxonomy places the organism in Eukaryota, Metazoa, Chordata, Actinopteri, Cyprinodontiformes, Nothobranchiidae. Gene Ontology annotation, molecular function: calcium ion binding; syntaxin-1 binding; diacylglycerol binding. Gene Ontology annotation, cellular component: neuromuscular junction; presynaptic active zone cytoplasmic component; synaptic vesicle membrane.
UGGCAUCUUCUUGCCUGUAAGGCGCGAUUUAUAAAUAAAGUUGAGUUGAGUUGAGAUGGUGUUGAAGGCACUUAAGAAGUCGAAGAACAUGAUUGAUUCUCACAGUGCUCUUUUGCAUCUCGAGGUGAGUCAGCCCGGUGCUGCAGGUAGAUGAGUGCGGUCCCCCACCCCAUGUUUGGUUCAUAUGCAAAUUUUAACGGGUCUAUUUCUGGGCUUACCACUGAACAUAAAUGGGUGAGGAUGAGUCUCCCCAUGGUCUUCAUCAGAUGGGAGGUCAAGGCGACCUCUGUUGUGGUCUGGUUCUCGGGGAUGUGAUGUUUAAGGAACUGGAACCACAUAAAAGGUCUUCCACGGGAUGGGGACCUGCUCCAACCAAAGGCUCAGGGUGAACAUGUGAGUAGCCACUAAAGCUGUUCAGCAGAGUCAUUGAGCAGUCUGGGGCUGAUCCCGUCAGCAGCUUUCCUGCUCGGUCCACAUGUAACAAGAAUGGCUGAACCUUUUGUUGAAUGAAAGCAUCCCAUCGGUCAUUUAAAUUCAUCUCCAUCUCCGCUGACUCUCUGCAGGCCACCUCGAAGCACGAGCACCCCCUCCCCCCCGCACCUGCUCCUCAUCAACCGUGACGUCAGGACGGUGGGGGCACGGGGGAGUUGUCAUCGCGCGGAGCCCACUGGAUGCUGCUGAAACAAGAUGGCUGUACGCGCAGGAGGAGCAGCAGUGGAGAGCUGAGGCAAAUGCAGAGGAGGGGGACUGGAAUCCACUCCUGCUUGUCCUUUUCUGUCUGACAGAGCUACAGCCCCGCGGAACAGGGAUGGACGUCCGGAAGAAAGUGCUAAUCUAUUUCCGUUAGCUUUUAGGGGAACUGCUUUCGUCGGUUUGAGUUCCCCCCCCCCUCCUGGCUAACCAAGAGAGACUAACGGAGAGACGAAACAAAUCACGAAGCACCAAGUAACCAGAGGACAGCCGGGGACGCACACACCGCUUCAGAGAUGUCCCUGCUGUGCGUGGGAGUGAAGAAAGCCAAGCUGGAUGGACCCCAAGAAAAGUUCAACACUUAUGUGACUCUAAAGGUACAAAAUGUGAAGAGCACGACCAUCGCGGUCCGGGGCAACCUGCCCUGCUGGGAACAAGACUUCAUGUUUGAAAUCAAUCGUUUGGAUCUGGGACUGAUGGUAGAGGUGUGGAACAAAGGGUUAAUCUGGGACACCAUGGUGGGCACGGUGUGGAUUCCCCUCCACAGCAUCCGGCAGGCAAAUGAGGAAGGUCCAGGGGAGUGGCUCACACUGGACUCCCAAGUCAUCAUGGCUGACAGUGAGAUCUGUGGCACCAAAGACCCCACUCUACACCUGGUGCUGCUCGAUACACGCUUUGAGCUGCCGCUAGACAUCCCCGAGGACGAGGCGCGCUACUGGGCAAAAAAACUGGAGCAGCUCAACGCCAUGAGGGACCAAGAUUGUCCAUACCAGGAGGAACAGGAACGCCCCCUGCGUGUGCCGGGAACCCAGUGCUGUAACUGGAGUUUAUGGGGAGACCAGCAAAAUGAGGACCCGGAUAGCGCUGUGGACGAUCGGGACAGCGACUAUCGCAGCGAAACCAGUAACAGCAUCCCGCCUCCUUACUACAGCACAUCCCAGCCCAAUGCUUCCGUCCACCAGUAUCCCAUCAGCCACCAGCACCGCGGCAACAGGAGCUUGUCUUACCCACGCACUGGGAACAACCAAGACGUGGACUAUCGCCAUCAGAGAACUGUCAGUCCCACUGGAAGCUAUGCGUCAUCUGCGGAGCUCAGCCGGUGCAGCAGUCAGCUGAGUGAGGAGGACUACGGUGGCGAAUACGCAGAAAGAGACCCUUAUGAUGAAAAUGACUCCUACCACUCCUGCCACUCCUCGGUUAGCUACAGCAAAGGCUCUCCAGACUGGGACCCUGAUGAGACGCACACGUACAGCGAUGAGGGCGGUUACAGCAAAGAUGGGGGAGAAGAUGUUGCUCUGUACGAGGGAGAUGAUGGAGGGCUGUAUGAGGGAGAGGAGGAAGGCCUCUACGAGGAUGAAGAGAUGAUGUAUGACGAUGAGGAUCUGUAUAAUUUAGAUGGACCCCUCAGUGAGGACUUGGAGCCGCCUUUCACUCCCACGCCGACGUCACCUGCCCCCACGUUGCUCGAUGUACCCAACUCCAGGCCUCCUCUGGAGAAACAGGCCUCCAUACACCAACAGCCUCCUGCUAAAACUCCCAACCAGACGUCCAGUCAGACUCACCCCCCUGGUGUGGCACCAUCAGCACAGCCCCCGAAUAGCCAACAAGCAGCCCAGCUGCCAAAGCAAUCCCAGCCCCAAACACAAGCCCAGCCACAGCCUGCUCCAUCUGCCACCUCCUUCUUCUCGAUGGCCAAGCCUCUAACAGCUGCGGUCACAGGUUUGGCUUCAUCGUUCCUGUCUUCAGUUCCCACCGCCCAGCCCACCCAGUCUCACCCUCCAGCCUCAGCUGUAGCCCAGCAACAGCAGUCAGCUGCAGCCAACUCAGUGCCCCCAUCACACCCAGCCACAUUGGCUAACUCCACCACCCAGCCACCUUCCGCUGCCACAGGCCUUUCAUCCCUGCAGGCGCCAUCGUCCACAUCACCCGAAUCUCACCCCAACGAUCCCUCCACCACACAGUUAGUCGGAGUUGAGGAGGAGGCUCGCCGGCAGGAGGAAGAAUUGUGGGCGGAGAAGGAGAUGAUGAACGAGAACGAGGCCGGGACGCUCCCGGCUCAGCAUGAGGAAAAGCUUCCUGUGGAGCUGGAAGAGGAGCGGUUUGAAGAGAGCAGACCCCUGACACCAGAGGAGCAAAAGGAAAUGCCUCCUGAGAGUCCUCCUGUGCCAGAGGAGCCAAAGGAGUCAGUGGAUCCAGCAGUCAGAGCUAAAGAGAACUGGCUGAGGCUCUACAACAAGGUCCUGGACCAGCUCAGAGAGGCUCGAGGAGAGACUUCCAGCUCACUGUGGUUCGGUAAGGGAGGAAUGGGAGGUGCACUCUACAGCAUUGACAGCAUGCCUGACCUUCGCAAGAGGAAAGCCAUUCCUCUUGUCAGAGAUCUGGCGAUGUCUUUGGUGCAGAACUCGCGUAAAGCUGGAAUCACCUCCGCCAUGGCUUCAACCACUCUUGGCAACGAAGAGCUGAAGAGCCAUGUUUACAAAAAGACCCUGCAGGCUCUGAUCUACCCCAUUUCCUCCACUACGCCACACAACUUCGAGGUGUGGACCGCUACCACCCCCACCUACUGCUACGAGUGCGAGGGGCUGCUGUGGGGGAUCGCACGUCAGGGCAUGCGCUGCUCGGAGUGUGGCGUCAAAUGCCACGAAAAGUGCCAAGAUCUGCUCAACGCCGACUGUCUGCAAAGAGCUGCAGAAAAGAGCUCCAAACACGGCGCAGAAGACCGGACCCAGAACAUCAUCAUGGUCCUUAAAGACCGCAUGAAGAUCAGAGAAAGGAACAAGCCCGAGAUCUUCGAGCAGAUCCAGGAAGUGUUCGGCCUCGACAAGACUACUCACGCCACACACAUGAAGCAGAUAAAGCAGAGCGUGCUCGACGGGACGUCCAAGUGGUCGGCGAAGAUUAGCAUCACAGUGGUUUGUGCUCAGGGCCUUCAGGCUAAAGACAAAACGGGCUCCAGUGAUCCGUAUGUAACUGUUCAAGUCGGGAAGACUAAGAAGAGGACCAAGACCAUAUACGGGAACCUUAAUCCAGUCUGGGAUGAGAGUUUUCACUUCGAAUGCCACAACUCCUCCGACCGCAUCAAAGUCCGCGUCUGGGAUGAGGACGAUGACAUCAAGUCUCGUGUGAAACAGAGGUUCAAGCGUGAGAGCGAUGACUUCCUGGGUCAGACUAUAAUCGAAGUGCGCACCUUGAGCGGGGAGAUGGACGUGUGGUACAACCUGGACAAGAGAACAGAUAAGUCGGCGGUGUCGGGCGCCAUUCGGAUGCACAUCAGUGUGGAGAUAAAAGGAGAGGAGACGGUGGCUCCUUACAGCGUCCAGUACACCUGUCUGCAUGAGCAUCUGUUCCAGUACACCACUGAAGACCAAAACAGCGGCGUGGUGAAGAUCCCCGAGGCCAAAGGCGACGAUGCUUGGAAGGUGUACUUUGACGAGACGGCUCAGGAGAUCGUGGAUGAGUUUGCUAUGAGAUACGGAGUGGAGUCCAUUUACCAGGCCAUGACCCACUUUGCCUGUUUAUCAUCCAAGUACAUGUGCCCAGGAGUGCCAGCUGUGAUGAGCACGCUGCUCGCCAACAUCAAUGCAUACUACGCCCACACCACCCAGUCGUCCAACAACGUUUCUGCUUCAGACAGAUUCGCUGCAUCAAACUUCGGCAAAGAGCGGUUUGUCAAACUGCUGGAUCAGCUGCACAACUCCCUGAGGAUCGACCUGUCCAUGUAUCGGAAUAACUUCCCUGCCAGCAGUCCCGAAAGACUACAAGACCUCAAGUCUACUGUUGACCUGCUGACGAGCAUCACGUUCUUCAGGAUGAAGGUCCAGGAGCUGCAGAGUCCCCCCAGGGCCAGUCAGGUGGUGAAGGACUGUGUAAAAGCCUGUCUGAACUCUACCUACGAAUACAUCUUCAACAACUGCCAUGAUCUCUACAACAGGGAAUAUCAGACAGACCCUUCAAAAGCCGUCCCCCCAGAUGAGCAGGGUCCCAGCAUCAAGAACCUGGACUUCUGGUCCAAACUCAUCACUCUCAUUGUCUCCAUCAUUGAAGAGGAUAAAAACUCGUACACUCCUUGUCUUAAUCAGUUUCCUCAAGAACUCAAUGUGGGUAAGAUCAGCGCUGAAGUCAUGUGGAACAUGUUUGCACAAGACAUGAAAUACGCCAUGGAGGAGCAUGAGAAGAACCGCCUGUGUAAAAGUGCAGAUUACAUGAACCUACACUUUAAAGUGAAGUGGCUUUAUAACGAGUACUGCAAGGAGCUGCCUACCUUCCAGAAACACGUACCUGAAUAUCCAGCGUGGUUUGAGCCGUUUGUCAUCAUGUGGUUGGACGAGAAUGAGGAAGUGUCCAGGGACUUCCUGCACGGAGCCCUGGAGAGGGACAAGAAAGACGGGUUCCAGGUCACAUCGGAGCACGCGUUGUUCUCCUGCUCAGUGGUGGACGUCUUCUCCCAGCUCAAUCAGAGCUUUGAAAUCAUCCGCAAGCUGGAGUGUCCUGACCCGCAGAUCGUCGGCAACUACAUGAAAAGAUUUGCCAAGACAAUUGGAAAUGUCCUGCUGUCCUACGCCGACAUCAUAGCUAAAGACUUCCCAAAUCACGUCAAGAAGGAGAAAGUGCCAUGUAUCAUAAUCAAUAACAUCCAGCAGCUCAGAGUUCAGCUGGAGAAGAUGUUUGAGGCUAUGGGAGGCAAAGAUCUCAAUGUGGAGGCUAGUGAUUUCCUAAAGGAGCUCCAGAACAAACUAAACAGUGUCAUGGACGAUCUCAGUCGCAUCUUCGCUGUCAGUUUCCAGCCGCAGAUUGAAGAUAACGUGAGGCAAAUGGGAGACAUCUUAGCCCAGGUGAAAGGUCAGACAGUCCCAGCUAAUGGCAGCGUGGUGCAGGAAGCCGACAAUGUCCUGCAACCCAUCAUGGACUUCCUGGACAGCAACCUGUCGCUGUUUGCAAAAAUCUGUGAGAAAACGGUCCUGAAACGAGUGCUGAAGGAACUUUGGAAACUGGUGAUGAACACGAUGGAAAAAACGAUUGUGCUUCCAACACUCACAGACCAGACGGGGACACAGAUGAUCUUCAAUGCUGCUAAGGAUCUCGGCCAGCUGUCCAAACUCAAGGAGCACAUGGGCCGAGAGGAGGCCAAGGCUCUGACUCCUAAACAGUGUGCGGUCAUAGAGCUAGCCCUCGACACUAUUAAGCAAUACUUCCACGCGGGCGGCGUGGGCCUGAAGAAGACAUUCUUGGAGAAGAGUCCUGACCUGCAGUCUCUGCGUUACGCCUUGUCCCUGUACACGCAGGCCACCGACAAGCUCAUCAGGAAGUUUGUCCUCUCGCAGCACGCUCAGGUGCACGGAGGCAAAGGGAUCAGGUGCACGGCAAAUGAAGACACCCCACCAGAGAAAGCGUCUGGUGUGGAUGCAGUGGGCGAGGUGGUCAUGAGCCUGGACAUUUUACCCCAACCCAACGGAGAGCACAAGAUCGGGAUCAAGGUGUUGGCUGCUAAUGACCUGAAGUGGAAAGCUCAGGGCUUCAGGCCUUUUGUGGAGGUCUACAUAAUUGGCCCUCAUCUCAGCGACAAGAAGAGGAAGUUUGCCACCAAAUCUAAGAACAACAGCUGGUCUCCAAAGUUCGGCGAGAGCUUCCAGUUCUCGCUGGGCGCUGAGGUGGGUCCAGAGAGCUACGAGCUGCAGGUGUGUGUGAAGGACUACUGCUUUGCCAGAGAGGACCGCACCGUGGGCAUGGCUGUGCUGCAGGUGAAGGACAUCGCCAGCAAGGGCAGCAUCACCUGCUGGCUGCCUCUGGGGAGACGGGUCCACAUGGACGAGACGGGCCUGACGGUGCUGCGCAUCCUCUCUCAGCGCAAUAACGACGACGUGGCCAAAGAGUUCGUCAAGCUCAAGUCGGACCAGCGCUCUGCCGAGGAGGGCCGCAGCUGAGGGGGGGAAGACGACGACAUACGCACACACACAGCCCUCACGUCUCCAUAGAAACCCACGUGCAAUAUAUAAGCACACUUGUAAAGCUUCUCUAUUGUACAUAGAUCUGCAUACAUUAUGCAACAUUUACACAGCAAUGAUACCAAUGCAAAAGUUGGGAAAUAGAUUUAUUCAGAGGUUUGGUUUAGAUUUUAUUUCUGCAUUUGAACUGAGUAAGUUUACAGUUAGUAAGGCAUCAGUCUUUUCUUACAUCACCUUUUUUACGCUGUUGAUUUAGUUGUGAUUAAAAGCACCACAGAACAGCAAAACCAUGUGAAUAGAUGGGAAACGACCACUUUGCACUUUUGCUUCUCUGCGUUUUCAGGAGAGCACUUCUUGCCUAGCUAUGCUGUCCGUCCAUCCACCUGUCUACCUGUCUCUCUGUCUGUCUGCGUUGCUCUUCCUGCUUCAGCCUUGCCAUCUGCUCUACCGUCUUCCUACAGGGUGAUUUUGUGUGAGUGCAGACGCGGAUCUAAGAUCCUUUUUCCCCUAACUGACCUCAGAUCAGUGUCAACGGGGCAACAUCACCGCAUUGCUGUAAUGUACUAUCAUCCUGCAUGUGUUGACCCCAGGAACACUGUGAUUCACUCCCUGUAACCAUGGCAACAUAAAAGAUGGGUGCCUCUUAUAUAUCUGCUCGAGCAUGGUGCACAUAACCCUGCAGCUCACGUUAAUCUGAUCAGAGAUCUGCAGAUGGAGAGAUGCUUCAGUAAACAUAUUACAUCAAACUCAGCAAUUCCCCCCCCCCCCCCCCCCCCCCCCCCCCAAGAGUACUUAUUCACUUAAAAAAGGGCUACAAGAUCAGUGGACUGGGUUUUCAUUAACUAAUACACACCCUCCAUGUUUCUGUUAGCAAUCUGAUCACAUGACUCCCCUCUCCAUCUACACACACACACAAACCCAUCUUCUAAAGGCAAUAGUUGUCCCUCUGGACAAACCUUCUGUCUUCUGUCUGCGUGUCCAUGCAUGUGUUUGUUUGUGUAUCUGUCUGGGUGGAUUGUGACACCUGAAUAAUAGAUUGUGAGCAAUAUGAACACACUCCAAACAUGCGCUGUUAACAUUCUGAUCUACAGCAGCACCAAGUGCACUAUCCACAUCCAUGGAAUGGGAAUUGUGUUGUUUUAUGUAUGGACUCAUCAGUUCCCAUUCCUGUCAGAAGUGUGAAUAAAACUGAUUAGCAUUAGUAUUUUUCUUUACUACCAAAUUUAAAAGAGGUCAUAUUUGAUUAUUUUUAACUAAUGAAGCCUUCCCAGUCACCGCCAAGCAUUUAAAAGAGAAAAAAAAGCAGACACAGCCAUAGUCCAACUCGUCUUGUAGUCUCUUUUCUAAACGUCAGCAUUAGGUUUUCUGUCUGUUACACGUCGUCUGUAUUCAGGCCUGCUGAAAGCUACCAAAAAUAAAUCCUCUGUCAUUUAUCCACAGCAGCCUUCUCUCUCUCUGGUUGAAGGGGCUGUUUAAACUAAAAACUAGCUUAGAGACACCGAUUCAUGCCUUUUAAAUUUCACUGGAGUUCUGUUUGAUUUUAGUUUUGCUGACUCGAGCUGCUCCACUGAUUUUAGACAUCUUUUUACUGAUCAGCUUUAUGGAGAUGAUGAAUCCGUGGAAUGCGCCGGUGGAGUUGCACCGUUCUCACCGGCUGCAGAUCGUAGCUGAAACUUCAACAGAAAACCAUCCAGGUCACAUGUGACGACACACCUGCACACGGAUCUCCACCUAAGCACAAAAGGGCACACGUAGACGACACACACAUGCAUUCAUGCACGCCAACACCACUCUGUGGAGACAGACGACGCUCGCGCUGUGAAUAGAAUCGACCACACUUGCAUGAUGGGAAACGUUUUAGUGUCAGCACGUUGUGUCUUUGAUGUUACUUGCCUUUUUCUCUCUUCUUUUUAACUUUCCGAAGCUACAUAACUAGUCAUCAGUGUGUUUUGUUUUUCUGAAAAUAAAUAAUUCAUCUGUUAUUAAUAUGAAUGUGGUGUGAACACAGAAGUCGCAUGAAAGGAUUGUUUUCUACUGAGGAUGUUUGUAAUUUGUUUCUUAAUCAUUAUUGUUUAACAAGGAUGAAGUGGAUCUGGAAUGCAGCCUUAUUGUGAACUGCUUCCUAAUAAACACUUUUGUGUCACAAA